Molecule: messenger RNA, 3053 nt
Organism: Spodoptera litura
Lineage: Eukaryota; Metazoa; Arthropoda; Insecta; Lepidoptera; Noctuidae
Source: RefSeq, a predicted model, not a curated record
CAAAACAAAACUGCUUGAAUUGGAACACACCACGUUGCUAAGCAACUGUCAGUUUGACAACCGUUUGUUUAUAUCCGUGGCGUUGACAGUAAAGCAACUAACGUUUAUUUUAAAAUCGCGUGAAUGCAGGCAAUGAAAAUUAAUUUACAAGGAAGUAAAUUGAAUUGAGCGUAAUCUGUCUGACCUCACAUGUUCCAAUUACGGGUCGUUUUAGCACCCACGCCAGCGAAUGUAACCGCGAAUGUAAUUGAGUUGGAUCAUUACGAAGGAGGUCUGAAUCGUGUGCAGUCAACCACAGAGGUUGAUAAAUAAUACAAAACAAUGUCUCGUCCCCGGCCCCAAUGGCAGCUUCAAGCUUUAGCUGCGCAAAGACGUGACAAUGAGCUAAAGCGAGCGGAAGAGUUGAAGAAGGUGGCUACAUACUUUGAGACUAAUACCAAUAAGUCUCGACAUCAUGAACAAUGGACUACUGAAGGGUAUUAUGAGAAGGCUAAUAAGGAGGCUGAACUACUUAGCCAGAGAAAGAUUAGAGCUGCACAACUCGAGGAGCGGCGUAAAAAACUGGAACUAAUGUUGUUUCAAGAAAACAUGCAGUUGCAACAGGAACUAAAGAAUUUAGCUGCUCAACCAAAGUAUUUUAAGAAUGGUUCUUACCUAAACAAAGUGCCAACAAAAACCCUACAAGAUAUCAACCAGGGUAUCAUGGCUAAGGAAGAACAGCUGCUUCGUCAUGAGGCAGAGCUUCGACUGCACCAUGCUUGGAGGAUGCGGCAACCUGAACUGAGGGCUGCUACUAGUUAUGUCAAUAAUGGAAAGCUCAAGUCUGCCUGGAUGGAGCAGAUAGUGGAAAAAGAAGUACAGAAGCAGAAGGAAGAAGAAGAGACGCGUAAAGUGUUGAAGGAGAGAGAUGAGAUGUUGCGCAAACAGAUACAGUUGGAGGAGCAGAAGUUGAAGGAGAAGGAACUACAAGUUAGGGAGUUACGUGAAAGUUUAGAAGGACAAAUUGCAGAAUUAAGUGAAAAAGAAACAAUAGUCAAACGUCUUCGCAAACAGGAAGAAAAAGAAAAACUUAUAUUGGACGAAUUACUGUUCAUAUCGCGCGAAAGAGAAAGAGAACACACUCGCCUUGUGGCAGAAAGAGACGCCAGUAUAGUGAACAUGGGCCUACACAAAUAUAAGCUGAAGAGGAGAGUGAUCUCUGUUAUGAAAGAAAUAGAGUUGGAUUUAGAAAUGCUGGAUAAAUUGCGCAGGGCUGUUCAAAAGGAUUAUGAUGCAGAAAAAGACACUUGUUCAAAUUACAAACGGGUGUUAGACGCAGCUCUAUCCGAGCUGGUGGAACAUAGAGAGCGUGAGCUGCAGCGGCAAAAGACCAUCGAGGCCAUGUACGAUGGAGAGGCUAGGAUGAUCAAUGAGAAACAAGAUAAGCUAUGGGCCAAAGAACGUGACGCUCGCGCCCUCCUAAUGAGCGAGGUGGUGGCCACUUUGAAGAGACAAGUGGAAGAGAAAAUAGAAGCUAACAGACAGAAGCAGAAGAUGAACGUUCUAGAACGAGAGAAGAUUUUAGAACAAAUGGAACAAUUCCACCAAGAGGUCAAGGCUAAUGAAAGGGCGGCGCAAUUGAAAGACUCAAAAUACUCAACAGUGACCGCUCUUCAGUCACAACUGAACAGUCUCCGCUUACAACAACAGCAGUUAGAAGACACAUGUGCCAGGGAGGCCGAGCUCAGAGAAGAGGCCUCUAAUGAGAGAAAGAUUAGGAGUGAAAUCGCCAAGAUACAUAGAGAGGGCAGCACUCAAGCUUGGACAUAGGUAGGCUAGAAUUUACAGACUGUAUAAUUUUAACCUUAUCGUUUUGUGAUAAAGUUGAUAAUGUAUAAAGACAGUUUGUGGUGGCUUCAUGUUAUGUUAUCAGUAUGAAGUAGUUUAAAGGUUAUCAUUAUAUCAGUCAGAAGUUCCACUGAUGAAUGAAACCCUUCAGCUUAAGCGAGGUUUUAAACAUAAUCCUCACGCUUGGCAACCGGCCUGGGGAUAGCCUUAAUAACUAAGUGUAUUUUUCAUCACCAGAUCUCGCGUUCUUCGUUCAAUAGGGAAUUAGUCACACCAUUGGUGUUUAAUAUUUGACAGCUGCAGUAAUUGGACAAGAAACCUGUUGACUCAUUUGCGGUGUACAGCGCAGUACCCGUUCGGCGCUCUAAUUGGUUGGUUCAUUGUAGUCGGCCAAUCAGAGCGCCGAACGCGUACUCGUUUCAAUUACUUUAAACGUAAAAUACACUCGUACUAAGACCUCAGGUCGUCUUGAUAUGCUAGUUAUUAACAUUCUGGUGAAUUAGCCCAGUACCGUCUAAUUUACAUUUUUAUGGAAGACUAAGAAUAUCAAAGGUAAAAAAUAUUUUUGGUGUAUAUUUUUAAGUUCCAGUGUGUUGAACAAAAAUGUGCGAUCGUCUAUUUAUUAACCGUCAAGUGUACGGUCUGCGCACACGCUGUCUAGGGUGUUGUAAGGAAUCAUACAAAUAAAUAAACGUUUGAAACUGCGUGAUAAUGUGGCAAUUUCCAGUUGUGUGUGUUGACUAAAGUGUAUUCUGUACAUCUGAGAGGUAGGCAAACUGUGUGGUCUGUCCAUUGUAUAUUGUUAUUGUCUAUUUAACACAGCUUCUUGCCAAAUUAAACUAUACGAAUAAAGCUAAAGACUGAAAAAUAAAGAUUAUACUUACUAUGAUUGUUGAAAUAUGAAUGUGAGGUAGUUGAAAUGCAUUUCUUAGUUUUGUAAUCAAUGUGUAAUGUUCCAUUCAAAGUAAGUUUAUUUUAUUUACAAUGUGAUGUGGUUUGCGUAUGGUUAUGAUAGCAUUAUAAAGUGCCUUGUAAGUUGCAAAUGCGCCGAGUCGCGUUUAUAUUUUGUAAUAAAUAACUUUUAUUUAUCAAUUAGCUUUCUUGAUGAACUUAUCGCUAAGACGAAGUCAUAUUUACACGCCUGCAUAAAAGAGUGCUAUUAUUUAUGUGUGAAAGAGUGAUGAAAAUAAAAGAAAAAUAAGAUUUUGAUAUUUGUUUUUUUUUGA